AUGGCUCAUUCCGGGGUCGAGCAAGCAAAAUUUCUUUUCUUAUGCCAACAACAUGCCGUCGGCCACAAAAUUGACUACAAUGAAGUUGGAAGGAUCCUUGACCUCAAGCCAGCUACAGCGAACAUGCGAAUGACCCGCCUUAGGGCUCGUGUGGAGAAAGGGGAAGAUCCUUCUCCUGAAAACAUGGAGUUCCUAUGGACCUGCUUGACAGCCAACCAUGAUGGCCAGAUGCCAUCGUUUGACUGGAAGGUAAUCGGCGCGAAAAUGAAUCUCAAGCCCGCUACUGCUGCCAUGCGCUUGACUCGCCUUAAGGCGAAGAUGGGUUGGAGCAAAGGCUCUGCUCCUUCCACGCCAGUCAAGUCCAAAUCUACGAAGGUCAAACAGUCUCAAUCGAAGACAAUUGCGGCUCAGUCCCAGUCCAAGUCUAAGCGCAAUACAAAAGUCGAAGCGGACGAUUCAACCGAUGUAGAAGGCGCUGCGGAUGCAGACGACACUGAUUCCGCCGACGACAUUGCUGUCGACGUCAAGAACCGCCUGAGUGCCACCCCUUCUCGUGCCGCGAAGCGCAAAAUCAUGUACGCGGAGAGCGAUGCCUCUGAGGAUAAAGGCUCCAAUAGCGACGUCUACCAGCCCGAGUCCAAGAAGAUCAAGCGCAAGGUCUCCCAGGGGCCGAAUACCGAAUUCUUCGAUAACGAGCACUUCAAUGAGAUGACUCUACCAGUCGGCACGCGCUCCGUCAGCAACAUGCCGACCUCGAUUUUCGGUGGUCCUGUGGAGGUUACGCCUCUGGCUUACGAUAGUAGUGUACUUCCGAGUAGCGUCUUAAGCACUUUCGAAGAUGCUAAUUCCAUGGAGCAGUUCGACUUUGCUUGGCCUGACAUGCCAGUUUCCAACGCAUUCGACUAUGGUAACAAUGGCGAAGAUGAUGCUGUUUAG
This is a messenger RNA of Pseudovirgaria hyperparasitica, 936 nucleotides long. RefSeq lists its product as uncharacterized. The transcript is spliced from 3 exons. NCBI's taxonomy places the organism in Eukaryota, Fungi, Ascomycota, Dothideomycetes, Acrospermales, Acrospermaceae. The record is from RefSeq and is a predicted model, not a curated record. The coding region runs from base 1 to 936 and encodes 311 amino acids.